This is a messenger RNA of Prunus avium (sweet cherry), 3321 nucleotides long. It is a transcript of the gene GLR5, whose product is annotated as glutamate receptor 5. Gene Ontology annotation, molecular function: ligand-gated monoatomic ion channel activity. The record is from RefSeq and is a predicted model, not a curated record. Lineage: Eukaryota; Viridiplantae; Streptophyta; Magnoliopsida; Rosales; Rosaceae. Gene Ontology annotation, cellular component: membrane.
GCACAACAUGCCUUCCUUUCCUUCCUUUAAAAGUCUUCAUUUCAAGUGAGCUGAUUGGUUUUUCUCAGCAAAUCCACCAGAGUCCUUCAACAGUUGUGAGCUCUGCUUGUCUUUGGAGCACAAAAUUUUCAGCUCUGAGGAGUAAACUUUCUGGGUGAAAUUUACGAGCUUUGUAUAGUUUUUCAAUUCAUCCCUAUGUGGGCUAAACAGUUUUUCUUUUGGCACCCUCAAAAAGGCCACUUUUAAAGUUUUCCUCUUUACCCAAAACUAGUUGAAUAUCCAUGUUUUGAUGUGGUAAAGUCAUUUUUACUCAUUAUAUGAAGCUAAUGAAACACAGGUUUUGCUAAAGAUUGGGACUUUAUUGUGAGAAAUUGCUGUUGGGGGGGCUUAACCUGGUUCAAAUAUGCGACAGGGUGUGGCUUGGCCACUGCAUACUCUCAUAUGGGUAUUUCUCACUGGUUCUUUGUACUGCCAGAGGCCUUCUGUAGUGAACAUUGGAGCAAUUUUUACUUUUAACUCUGUUAUUGGUAGAGUUGCAAAGACAGCCAUGGAAACAGCAGUCUCUGAUGUUAAUGCAGAUCCAAGAAUACUCAACGGGACAGAACUGAGGUUGCAUAUGGAGGAUGCAAAUUGUAGUGUAUUCUUGGGAUCAGUAGAAGUUUUUCAGGUACUUGACAAAAAUAUAGUAGCCAUAGUUGGCCCACAGUCUUCUUCAAUAGCUCAUAUGAUAUCUGAAAUUGCUAAUGGUCUCCAAGUACCUCUCAUAUCAUAUGCCGCCACUGAUCCAAGCCUGUCUGCUCUCCAAUUCCCCUUCUUUCUCCGAACUACACAAAGUGAUGCCUACCAAAUGGCUGCUAUGGCUGAUUUAAUUGACUUUUAUGGGUGGAAAGAGGUCAUUGCUGUCUAUGUGGAUGAUGAUUAUGGGAGGAAUGGAGUAUAUACUUUAGGUGAUGAACUUGAGAAGAAAAUGUCAAGGAUUUCUUAUAAGUUGGCUUUGCCUGUACAAUUUAAUCUAAGUGACAUCACUGAGUUGCUCAAUAAAUCCAAAGUGCUUGGCCCUCGUGUAUAUGUUGUUCACGUUGAUCCUGACCCCGGGUUGAGAAUCUUUACUGUUGCCAAACAACUUCAAAUGAUGACCAGCAGUUACGUGUGGCUUGCAACGGAUUGGCUUUCUACUACCAUAGAUUCAUUUUCUCCAACGAAUCGAACUUCACUCACUGUCCUUGAAGGUGUAGUUACACUUCGUCAACAUAUCCCACAGUCCAAUCGAAAGCGUGCAUUUAUAUCUAGGUGGAAGAAAAUGCAGAAAGAAGGUUUAGCAAGUUCUGAGCUAAAUGCCUAUGGACUUUAUGCUUAUGACACAGUUUGGGCAGUUGCACAUUCGAUUGAAAACUUUAUAAAUGAAUACAGAAAUAUCUCCUUCUCUUUCAUUGAUAGAUUACAUGAUAUGAAACCAUCUGAAAUUGAGCUAGGGAAGCUUAAAGUCUUUGAUGGUGGAUCUCUUCUUCGUGGGAAGUUAUUGAAGACAAAUAUGAGUGGUUUAACUGGUCAAGUUCAAUUUAAUGAAGACAGAAAUCGUGUUAGUGGUGGUUAUGAUGUCAUUAAUAUUGAUCAGAUGACAAUUCGUACGGUUGGUUUUUGGACUAAUUAUUCAGGUUUUUCAGUUUCCCCCCCAACAACUCUUAAAGGGAGAAGAAGUAGUUAUUCUCCACUGGAUUAUAAGCUGUACAAUGUUACGUGGCCAGGUGGAAAUACAGAAAGGCCACGUGGUUGGGUGAUUGCAGAUAAUGAAAAACCAUUGCGAAUUGGAGUGCCAAAAAGAGCAAGUUUUGUUGAAUUUGUUACAGAGUUGAAUGAUAGCCAUACAGUCCAAGGUUACUGUAUUGAUGUGUUCAAUGAAGCACGGCAGUUAGUCCCUUAUGAAAUUCCUUACAGAUUUGAACCUUUUGGGGAUGGUCUUUCCAAUCCCAAUUAUAAUGAGCUUGUGAAGAUGGUUGCAGAAAACGUAUUUGAUGCAGCUGUUGGGGACAUUGCAAUUGUGAAAAACCGGACAUUGAUUGUAGACUUUUCUCAGCCCUAUGCUACCACCGGGCUAGUGAUAGUGGCACCAAUAGACAAUUCAAAGUCAAAUGCUUGGGUGUUUCUUAAACCCUUUACAUGGGAGAUGUGGUGUGUCUCUGCAGCUUUCUUUGUGAUAAUUGCAGUGGUUAUAUGGACUCUUGAGCAUCGAGUCAACAAAGAUUUUCGAGGUCCCCCUAAGAGGCAGCUCGUUACAAUGUUUCUGUUCAGCUUCUCAACACUUUUUAAGAAAAAUCAAGAAGAUACUGUGAGCCCACUUGGGCGACUGGUGAUGGUGGUGUGGCUUUUUCUAUUGAUGGUGAUCACAUCAAGCUAUACUGCAAACUUGACUUCAAUCCUUACAGUUCAGCAGCUUUCAUCACCCAUCACUGGAAUUGAUAGUUUGAUUGCAAGCAAUUGGCCUAUAGGGUACCAAGUAGGGUCAUUUGCUUAUAGCUAUCUGACUGAAAGCCUCUACAUUCCUAGGUCAAGACUUGUUCAACUAGGCUCCCCAGAGGAGUAUGAAAAAGCACUGCGGCAAGGGCCGUAUAAUGGAGGGGUGGGAGCUAUCAUAGAUGAGCUUACUUAUAUUGAAUUAUUUCUUUCAAGGCAAACUGAUUUCGGAAUUAUUGGGCAAACAUUUACCAGGAGUGGAUGGGGAUUUGCUUUUCAAAGAGAUUCUCCCCUUGCUAUUGACAUGUCCACUGCAAUCUUGAAACUUUCUGAGAGUGGAGAGCUUCAGAAGAUCCAUGAGAAAUGGUUCUGUAAGAUGGGUUGUCCUAGUGAGAAGAAUCUGGAGUCUGAACCUAACCAACUCCACUUGACCAGCUUCUGGGGUCUAUAUCUACUAUGUGGCAUCUUCACUCUCACUGCGCUUCUCAUCUUUCUGCUAAGAGUGGUUCUCCAAUUUGUCCGGUACAAAAAACAGCAAGCAGUCCCUCCCUCUCCUUUAUCCUCCUCAAGCUCAUGGAGUACUCGAUUUUCUCAGUCCAUACACAACUUUGUUGACUUCAUUGAUGAGAAGGAAGAAGCUAUCAAAAGAAUGUUUAUUCACGGUGGCAAUCCUCAAGGUCAGGCUACCUGAUCAAUACAUAGAUAUGAAAGAAUAAGCUUAGUUAUGUUAGUUCAACUGAGAAUUCUGAUAGUUAACAGAGAUUUUUUUUAUUUGAUUUGAUCUUUUACGAUAUUACAAACAAAUUCAUAGAGCAUGUAUACAAUAUAUCACUUUCUUCCCUUAAUGCUUCAAUGAAAAUACUCUUCUUA